AUGGGCCUUUUCAUUAAGUUCAGCCACGCACUGGCAGUCACAGCGCUGGCUAUUGGAUUCUACUGCGCUCCCGCUUGGUGUUCUGACGUUAUUAAGACUCACGGUAUCGCGCCAUCUUCGCCACUUGCCGAAGCUCUUAAACGCGUACCUACUGAUAAUGCGGCAGUACGCGACCUCAGUAACGCUGCGUUUUCAUCUUCACUAUCUCCGACUGAGCGCCGCGACGCCCUCGUUCAGCUCGGAGAUAUGUACUUUUAUGGCAACCGCUCGCUGGCGAUGCGUGUAAAUGGCACAUUGGCCUUGAGUCUGUACGCUGAAGCGGCGGGGCUGGGGGAUCCAAGGGCACAGUUUCACGUGGGUGUGGCGUUGAGCUACGGACUCUGGGGUUUUCCACAGGAUGAAGCCGCCGCAAUGACGCAUUACUACUUUGCAGCUUUGGGUGGAGAAAUCGGCGCUUCAAUGGCUUUAGGACACAAACAUUUGCUAGGACUUGGCACUCCUAAGAAGUGUGAAUCAGCUGUGCGCUACUACGAGGUGGCGGCUAAUGAAGCCGUGACGAGGCGGGAGCAGAAUGCAAAGCACCCAGCACUCUACGACGUGUCGCACCGCCGAUUGAAGAUUGUGUCGGAGAGGCAGCACGAAAAGAGCUUACCCGGCGACAGCGCUAUCGUUGACUUUUAUCAUCUAUCGGCAGACAAAGGCGACCCCGAUGCCACACUGAACUUGGCCACGUUGUACUAUUACGGUGCGCGUGGAGUAGCACAAGACUUGGAGCGCGCAGCAGUGCUUUUCCAGAAAGCGUAUGAACUGGGAGCUAGCGGAGGAGCGUAUUAUCUCGGACACAUUUACAGUCUUGGAAUUGGAGUUGUGCAAAGUAAUUUUAGCGCGUUCAAGUACUUGCAGGAGGCGGUUAACGAGGGCAACAUAGCUGCGCAGAACGAGCUGGCACACGUGUAUUUUGUUGGAAAAGGUGUUAAACCGGACAAGGAUCGGGCGCUGGAGCUUUUUUGGGCUGCAGCCAAGCAAGGCAGCAAGGAGGCCUUCUACAAUUUGGGCGUCCUCUACAUGCAUGGUGGAGGAUCAAAGAGCGCUAUGGAGCGCCCUGAAUAUGGAGUCGCGCAUGGAUUUUUUCAGGUAGCUGCACACCAGGGUCAUACCAUCGCUAGCCACAAGCUUGGCCACAUGAGUCUGCAUGGUAUCGGCACAACUCGCUCUUGCAAGAAUGCCGUCGAUUCGUUUAAAAUGGUGGCGGAGUGUGGAGAAUGGGAUCGUGUGCUUUUCGAGGCUUUUAAAGAUUUUAAGCACCAGGACUACGAGGCUGCUUUUAUGAAGUAUGCUGUGAUGGCGCUGCAAGGCUACGAGAUCGCUCAGCACAAUGCUGCGUAUUUGUUGGACUACAACUUCUUGACACCAUCUACAUUCUCGCCACUGCUGUCGUUGACGCCUUCAAACAUGAUACUGGAGGAGAAUGUCGCGGCCUCUACUGCUGUGAUGUUGUAUAAGCUGGCAGCGCUACAGGGUAAUGUAGAUGCACACUUAAAGAUUGGCGACUACUACUAUUAUGGGAAAGGAGGGCACCCGACGGACUUUGUCAAGGCCAGUGCGCACUAUUUUCUUGCUAGCAAGCGGUCUAAUGCACAGGCCAUGUAUAACCUUGCGCUAUUGUACGAGCACGGAAUUGGCGUAGAUCAAGACUUUUACCUGGCGAAGCGCUUCUUUGACAAAGCACGUCAAGCCCACAGCGAUGCCAAUGUACCGGUAAUGCUUGCAAUGUGGAAGUUGCAAGCUCAUCAGUCGCUUUGUCUAUGGAAAAGGUGGUGGAAUGAGUUUGUAGGCAACGUGCCGCCGUCUACAACGCGAGAACCUCGUUCGUCAAUUUCACGAGCUUUUACCGCGUCAAACAGUAAGAGAGAUGGAGAUGUUGGCGCAGAAACAACACUGGAUUCCUUGUUUGCUUCGCUGGAUGCGUGGUGGCUUGACGACACAAAUUGGAGUGCCGAUGCUUUUGCGCAGGACACGUUGUCUCUCGUGGGUGAGGUGUUGCAAUCUGACAAUUUUCUUAUCUUUGUAUUGACGAUUGCUCUCUGCGUCGUUGUUUACAUUCGCUCUGAGCGGCAAUAUGUACAAGCGCCACGUCCGCAUUUGCCGCCGCAAUAA
Messenger RNA from Peronospora belbahrii, 2157 nucleotides. NCBI's taxonomy places the organism in Eukaryota, Oomycota, Peronosporomycetes, Peronosporales, Peronosporaceae. The record is from the annotation of a GenBank genome assembly.